This is a messenger RNA of Ciona intestinalis (vase tunicate), 2077 nucleotides long. Its product is annotated as cysteine protease ATG4B. Gene Ontology annotation, biological process: autophagosome assembly; piecemeal microautophagy of the nucleus; C-terminal protein lipidation. Lineage: Eukaryota; Metazoa; Chordata; Ascidiacea; Phlebobranchia; Cionidae. The record is from RefSeq and is a predicted model, not a curated record. Gene Ontology annotation, molecular function: cysteine-type endopeptidase activity; protein-phosphatidylethanolamide deconjugating activity. Gene Ontology annotation, cellular component: cytoplasm.
AGAACUUGCUACAACUUUAAUAAAGAAUAAAUAGGAAUGUUUUCACUUUAAAAGUUUUUAUUGGCAUAAAAAUCUUCUAUUUUUACUGAGUGUUUAAUCUUUGAUAAGUCGUCUCGAUGGCGUUUGCUUUCAACUAUUUUGCCCAACAAUCAACUGCAGACAUGGAUUCCUUGGCUUCAGUCACAUAUGAGAAUGUUGUUGUAAAUGAGGAUUAUUGGAAAGAAGAGGAAAACAUCUGGGUGUUGGGAUCAAGGUUUCAUCUUCCCCAUGAAAGAGCUUUGUUCCUUGAACAUAUUAAAUCCUUCUUAUGGUUUACAUAUCGGAAAGGUUACACCCCGAUAGGAGGUACAGGUCCCACCUCCGACUCAGGGUGGGGGUGUAUGCUUAGGUGUGGACAAAUGCUACUUGCCAGAGCCUUAGCUGAACUUACAAUGGAUAAAGACUGGAAGUGGACGGAAGACAAACCUCAACCUCCACCUUACAAGAGGAUUCUUCAUCAGUUAUCGGAUGAAAGAUCAAGUUGUUAUUCCAUCCACCAGAUUGCACAGAUGGGCGUAGAAGAAGGGAAGGAAGUGGGACAAUGGUUCGGACCAAAUACAAUAUCUCAAGUGCUGAGGAGGUUAUCCCAGUUUGACCAGGAGAAUGUACUUGCCAUCCAUGUAGCAAUGGAUAACACUGUUUGUAUUGAAGAUAUUGAGAGGUUAUGUAGCACCACACCCACUACACAGUAUGAAGGGGCUUGUUCUUCAACCUGUAAACCUGAUCGUACUAAGUGCAAUGGGGAUUCCCCUAAUGUGUCACCAACCUCAGAUGACUUCUGGCGCCCUCUACUGCUGCUAAUUCCUCUUAGACUAGGACUAUCGGAAAUUAAUCCAGUUUACUUCACGCAUUUAAAGGAAUGUCUUCAUUGGAAGGAAUCUGUUGGAGUUAUCGGUGGAAAACCAAACCAUGCUUAUUAUUUCUUGGGUUGUAGUGAAGACUCCAUGAUAUUUCUUGACCCCCACACAACACAACCUUAUGUGAAACUACCUGAUAUAACUUCCAAUGAAAGAUAUGACGACACCACCUUCCACUGUGAUACUCCAGGGAGAAUGUUGCUCACCAACCUUGACCCUUCACUUGCUCUCGGCUUCAUCUGUACCACUAGAGGGAGCUUCUGUGAUCUUUGUCAUAAAGUUAAACAAAUGGUAAAGACACCAACCUCCUUCCCAUUAUUUGAAGUUGUUGAUCGAAUGCCGCAGUGCCAGGUCGUAGAAUCUCGAGUGCUUGCUGUUAAAUCCCAUAGGAGGAAGGAUCAACCAAUCGAUGAUAACACUUGUCUUACUUUAGACUCUGAUGAUAGUUUAGAAUCCGAAGACGAAUUUGAAAUUCUUGAUUUUCAAUGACACUUUAUGAUGUCAUACCAAAUUUGUGAUGUCAUAGCCUCCAAUGUGAUGUCAUUAUUUCUUAUGCAGUUUUUUGUUCAUAAUAUAACAAAAGAUUCUUGUUAUUUUUUGCUAAUAAUACGAAGUGGCUUUAAGUUAAAAUAUAUUUUAUUCUAUUUUAUGCAACUUGUAAAAUAUUGUUUAUUUUUUAGGUAAAAAUAAGAUACCAUGUUUAUAGUUAAAUUAUAUCUCAUGUUUCACAGCGUUCUUGGUAAACUAAAACAGUGUAAAGAUGAACAAAUAUUUUGUGUUUGAUUUUCAGUUGUAAAAUUACAGUACCUGUCGAUCAUUGAUUCUCGUUUAAACAUAGACUUACCAGUUUUUCCUUAUUUUCCAGACCUUAAAAAUGUGUUAAAAACAGAGUAGAUGUUUUUACACUGCGUCUUUACAAUUUAAACUAAAGUUUAGAACCGCAUUUUGUGAACCAUUUUUUCCGUAUCCCGGGAUGUUUCAAUAAACCUACUAAGGUGCUGAAACUUGAAUAUAAAUGUUGCUUUUAUCACAGCAUGGGUUAGCCGCAAUAUGUGCACAGAAGUUGAUAUGUUUUAGGAGUAUUGUCACACUGUAUGCAAUUAAACAUUAAAUGCCACAGUAGUAUAGUGUAUCAGUUGUUUAUUUCGUAUUAAUAUAUUGAUGCCUUGUAACAUCUUAAA